Helicoverpa zea (corn earworm) is the source of this 660-nucleotide messenger RNA. RefSeq lists its product as uncharacterized. Bases 113 to 469 code for a protein of 118 amino acids. Lineage: Eukaryota; Metazoa; Arthropoda; Insecta; Lepidoptera; Noctuidae. The transcript is spliced from 4 exons. Gene Ontology annotation, molecular function: peptidase inhibitor activity. The record is from RefSeq and is a predicted model, not a curated record. Gene Ontology annotation, cellular component: extracellular region.
ACUACUACUACAGCAUAUAUAUAACGAGUAUAUUUACGUAAUAGAGGGAAACAAACGACAUUCAUAGUGCAUCUUUCAUUGUGAAGAGACGUUGACGAUUUCGGAUCGUAAAAUGAGUUGCCUGAAAGCGUUCGUUCUCGUGGUGACUACACUACUGGUCAUCAACUACGUAUCAGCUGGGCUGAGUCACGGCAGCUGUCCUGACCAACACAAAGUGUACAACGACAAGCCGAGGUGCCACUCCGACUCUGACUGCCAGAAAUGGGGCAAGGUCUGCUGUCCCAACCAGUACAACACCAAGUCCUGUGUGGACCGCGCGCCUUGGCGUAACACUGCUGACCGGGACUCCCAGAACAAAUAUACUGGGGGUGGUGGUGGCGGCGUCUACUGUGAAGGUGUCAAGUGCAGGCCCUACGAAGUCUGCAAGCCUGACCCCAUCACCAAGAGGCUGAAGUGCCAGCGACCUUGAGUUAUACCAAAAUACUUUAUCGAGUCUUCGCCUACGGGGUCGGUUUAAAGAAAGUUGCAGAUGAGGUUCCCAAGUUCCGAAGCUCCACCACUCCCAGGCGAAACUCAAUAUUACGGUUGAGCUAUACCAAGGCUUGUAUUGUAUGCCUCUGUUUUUUUUUUACUAAUUUUAUAUAAAAAGAAAUUGUUUUA